AAACUCGACUCCACUCCAUUGACAUCGUCGGUGUCGUCUGCUAGCGGGGCGGCUUUCACUCUGUGUGACGUCACACCCACACAACCGGGACAAAAACAUCAACAGAAAGCAACAGCGUUCAUGAAGUACAUGUCGGUUGUUUCUGAUUUCAAGUGUAUGUUGUCCGGACUCUAACCUAUUUCACGAAACGUCACGUCCUGUUGCCAAGCCUUUCGAGGAAAAUUUUCUCGUGAAAAACCAUCAGCUUCUGUCACUUAUUAUGGCUCGCUACUUUCCUGAGCGAGAAAUUGAUGAAUUUAGAGAAUGCUUUUACCUUUUUGCUAGAAGUGAGCAGAUUCGCACAUUGGAUGAACUCACUGUGGUAAUGCGAUCUCUUGGAAUGAGUCCGACAAUUGGAGAGCUUAAAAGGUACAUGAAGGAAAAGGGAGGUAAAAUGACCUUCCCUGAAUUUUUAGAAGUUAUGCAUGAACAUCGUAAGGCAGAAGAUUUGCCUCGAGAAAUUGUAGAGGCCUUCCGUGCUGCAGAUCCUCUCAGGAGAGGUUACAUUCCAGCUCGUCAGCUUCGCCACAUGCUCUUACAUUGGGGAGAAUGCCUCAGUAGCCGGGAAGUGGACCAGAUAUUUAGGGAAGCCAAUGUUUCCACUAAUGGUAUGGUCAAGUAUGAAGAUUUUGUGAAGAUUUGCUGUGCGCCUGUGCCAGAUUAUUACUAAGAGAAAAACUAAUGUUCUGGCAAUGUCAUGUAAAUACAUAUCAUGUUUACCUUUGUUGAUAAGCAACUAUAUCUGAGCAGUAGUGAUCACAUUGUACUUAAGAAAUAGACUUUUAGUUUGGGCAGGGAGAGGCAGCAUGCCUGACAGAACUGGUGGUGGUGAUAGUUUUUGAAGCCAGGUCAGUGGACCCCCAGCCCUUCAAUCCAUAACAUUCCAACCAGUAAAUUAUUUUUUAUAACUGAAAAGUAUUUAAGAUUGUUUUGGCAACUUUAGGCCAGCUAAAGUUCUUCAUAUUCUAAUACGACUGUAAAUAAAAUUAUUUUACCUUCAGA
Messenger RNA from Thrips palmi, 1041 nucleotides. Its product is annotated as calmodulin-like protein 4. Bases 260 to 709 code for a protein of 149 amino acids. Gene Ontology annotation, cellular component: myosin II complex. The transcript is spliced from 5 exons. The record is from RefSeq and is a predicted model, not a curated record. Lineage: Eukaryota; Metazoa; Arthropoda; Insecta; Thysanoptera; Thripidae. Gene Ontology annotation, molecular function: calcium ion binding.